Molecule: messenger RNA, 786 nt
Organism: Penicillium subrubescens
Lineage: Eukaryota; Fungi; Ascomycota; Eurotiomycetes; Eurotiales; Aspergillaceae
Exons: 2
Coding region: 1-786 (261 amino acids)
Biological process (GO): anaphase-promoting complex-dependent catabolic process
Cellular component (GO): anaphase-promoting complex
Source: RefSeq, a predicted model, not a curated record
AUGGCGACCAUACUUUUCACUACGAUACCAGACUUGCACUUCAGCUUCGGGAUGCCCCCUUCCUCCCUCAGUGAUUUGACAAGAGUUCGUGCCGACGAACGCCUUUGGAAAGCACACAAAAGGCACAUAGCAUCAUUUGGACGUUCCUGGAUCAAAUCUGCGGGAUGCGCAAAGACUGCAAGACUGGAAGAAGAACAGACCGCGCAUCGGGAGGUUGAGCAUGAUGCAUUAGCUGGUCUGAUGGACAAUUUCAGGAUUCCCGAGCAGCCAGACAAUGCGCUGAUGAUGGAACUGGACCUGGAUCAUGAUAUUCCUGGCUCAGAUUUUGAGGCACUGUAUUUGAAGCAGGAGAGGAGGGGCGAAGACCACUGGGAUGAUGGGUUGGGGUUUGGCGGUGAGCCCUUUUCUGCCGAUGUGAGCGACUUUGGUAGUGUGCCUUGGUAUUCUCCCGUUCAUUUAUCCCAUGUCGUGGGUGAUGGAUUGGAGGAAGCGAUGGGGUAUCAACGAGCGCAUCGUCGGCAAGACAAUGCCAGCGGCGAAACCGAGGACUACAUGUGGGUUGAUCGGCCUCGAUUUCCAGAUAUUCUGUUGACUAGCACGCCGCUUAUUCCUGCCAUGACAGGUGGACGCGGGAUUGUGUCAGAAAUGCAGAGGUCAUUCGUACAGCGACUAAGGAGCCAGGACAAUGGAUUGGACGAUGGAACUCCAGCCCUGGGGGGUGACUUUGAUGGGAUGGGACAGAGCGUUCAGCACCGUAGAGCCGAUCGAAUGACAAUGCCGAGAUAG